AUGGCAUUAAAGACGAUCUCUGCUAAGGCGGCUGCAGCCUUGGACAAGGAGUUGAUGAGCAGCGGUGCCUUCAGCAUUGACCAGCUCAUGGAAUUGGCCGGUUUGUCGGUCUCCCAAGCCGUUUACCGCGUCCACCCUCCAUCCAACGGUCGCCGUGUCCUCCUUGCGUGUGGCCCCGGAAAUAAUGGUGGUGACGGCCUCGUUGCCGCAAGGCACCUUAGCCAUUACGGGUACCAGCCGACGGUGUAUUAUCCAAAGCGAAGCUCAAACGAGCUUUACCACCGUCUGGCGAAGCAGCUCGAAGACUUGAAUGUCCCUUUUACCGACGACUUCACAGCCGCCCUCAGUGCGACCGACCAUGUCGUCGAUGCAAUCUUUGGCUUCAGUUUCUCCGGAGAGGUCAGGGAGCCAUUCCCGGCAGUCAUAAAGGCCUUGGAGGACACAAAGAUCCCCGUGACAUCGGUUGAUGCUCCGUCGUCGUGGAGUAUUGAGGACGGCCCGCCAGAGUCAGGAGUUGGGAGCAAAUUCCACCCUGCAGUUCUCGUCAGCCUUACUGCCCCCAAGCCCCUCGUUAAGCACUUCAAGGGCCGUCACUUCAUCGGAGGAAGGUUUGUUGCGCCGUCCAUCGCCUCGAAGUACGACUUCGAUGUCCCCCAGUACGAAGGCAUCGAUCAAGUCGUCGAGGUGGGUAAUAGUUUCUCUGUCGACAAGAAACUGUAG
Sporothrix schenckii 1099-18 is the source of this 720-nucleotide messenger RNA. RefSeq names its product NADHX epimerase. Gene Ontology annotation, cellular component: mitochondrion. The record is from RefSeq and is a predicted model, not a curated record. NCBI's taxonomy places the organism in Eukaryota, Fungi, Ascomycota, Sordariomycetes, Ophiostomatales, Ophiostomataceae. Gene Ontology annotation, molecular function: NAD(P)HX epimerase activity. The coding region runs from base 1 to 720 and encodes 239 amino acids. The transcript has 7 exons.